Messenger RNA from Asparagus officinalis (garden asparagus), 3906 nucleotides. RefSeq lists its product as uncharacterized. NCBI's taxonomy places the organism in Eukaryota, Viridiplantae, Streptophyta, Magnoliopsida, Asparagales, Asparagaceae. The coding region runs from base 1 to 3906 and encodes 1301 amino acids. The record is from RefSeq and is a predicted model, not a curated record. The transcript has 7 exons.
AUGAUUGUUGGUCAACUUAUCCCCGUGGACAUCACAUUUGAUGAUGAAGUGCAGGCUCAAUUGAUUCUGUCGCAGUUGCCGGAUAGUUGGGCAGGUUACGUGACUACAAUUAGCAACUCAGCAGGGAAUGAGAAGUUGAAGCUGAACGAGGUUGCUAGCAUGAUUCUAUCCGAGGAGGAUGAGAAGAACAGGAAAAUCACCAGGAGCAGGGAUGUGAUAUUUAAUAAGGAGGUGAUGUAUAAGGACAUAGACAAUGCUAAGAAUAGCCAAAGCAAUGGGAGCAGCACUACGGAUGUAGGUGUAUCCGAGUACAUGGAUUUAGAGGAACUUCCAGAUGGGGAAGACAAUAGGUUCUUGAAGGGUCUAAGCUACGAGAUCAGGAGUGAUCGUGAAUGCCUCUCUGGUUUCCCUCAUGCUAGAUAUGGUAUCAUCAGAGGUGAUUGCGGAGCAGGUAAUUCAUCAUCCUGGACGACAGAUUUUCUCUCGUGGAAGCAUUUUGAUCUGAGCUUUGAUGCUUCAGUUGUAAUUUUCUCAAAUACCGAGACCCUUUGUGAAAUGAUCAUGGGGCAACUACAUUUUGAUAAUAUUGCCCUGGAGAGUGAUGAAAACAAGAAGUACAAUGCCAUAUUAGUCGUGAAGGGGUUCCAACAAAGGGAAGAAGUGGACUAUACAAAGAUAUUUUCCUCCAUUGUGAAGCUUACAACCAUCAGAUCGGUGUUAAGCUUAGUAGCUGCAGAAGAUCUCUACCUUGAACAAUUAGACGUGAAGAUUGUCUUUCUUCAUGGAGGAAGUGGUCGGUACUAUGGGGAUACGUGGAUGCAGAUUUCGCUGGUGAUCAUGAUACGAGGUGAAGCACCACAAGACAGAUUCCUUAUAUGUUCUGAUUGGGAUAAAAAAUUCCCUGCAUGCAUUCAGUUCUCCCCCACAGCUCUGGGUUCUGAUCAUUCUCCGCUUGUUCUUGAUAGUAAAGGGAUUAACUCAGUUGUUCCUAUCUUUAGAUUUGAAAGGAGUUGGCUUCAUAAUCCAAGUUUUUUACCUUUCAUUUCUAGUUGUUGGACAUCUUUUAGUUGUCAGGGCUCUCCAGUGGAUAUUUUCAUCUUGAAACUCAAGCUUACAAAAAAAAGAAUCAAAUGGUGGAACAAAAACUUUUGCGGAUCUGUUGCUUCAAGAAAAUCUGAAAUCCUAUCUAAAAUAAAUGCUUUGGACGUGCUUGAAGAGCAUAGGCCUCUUUCUGAUUCUGAAUUAUAUGACAGAAAGGGACUUCACUCUUCCUUUUCUGCAAUUAUCCAAGAAGAAGAAACUUAUUGGCAUCAAAGGUCAAGAGUCCAAUGGCUAAAAUUGGGCGAUUCUAAUACUGCUUUUUUUCAUAAAACUGCUACCUUUCGUAGAAAUGCUAAUUAUAUAUCUUGUAUCAACUAUCAAGGAAAGGAGCUCUCAAAUGAUCAUCAUAUUUCUGAAGCUUUCUGUGAGUAUUUCAGUAGUAUCUUUGGUCAGAGUAAUAGGUCAAAAAUGAAUUUAGACUGGUCCAUUUUAUAUCCUCAGGAAGAAUCUUUUCUGAAUUCUUUAGAUGAUGUUUUUACGGAGUCUGAGAUAAAAUGUGCAGUUUUUGGUAUGAAUGCCAAUAAGGCCCCAGGCCCUGAUGGUUUCUCCAUGGCCUUCUAUCAAACUUUUUGGGAGACAAUCAAAUAUGAUCUUAUAAAAUUGAUGAUCUUUCUUCAACAACAGCCUUCAAACCUCCACAGGUUAAAUAAGGUUUUCAUUACGCUUAUCCCAAAAACCAAGGACAGUGUUCAUAUGAAUGACUUCAGACCUAUUAGCUUAAUUAAUUGUAUCUUCAAGAUUUUCUCCAAAAUCCUGGCUAACAGACUUUCUACUGUCAUUCCCAAUUUGGUUGCAUCUACUCAAUCGGCUUUUCAAUCAGGGAAAUCAACCCUUGAUUCUAUCAUUAUGGCAAAUGAGAUGAUCCACUAUUGUUCUAAGAGAAGAAAAGAAGUAGCAAUGUUUAAGAUUGACUUCUCUAAAGCUUUUGAUUCCAUUAAUUGGAAUUUUCUUAUUGGCCUUCUCAAAGCUAGAGGUUUUGGUAGCAAAUGGUGCAAUUGGAUUUAUCAUAUUGUAUCCUCUUCUAGCUGCUCCGUUAAAGUUAAUGGUCUUCCAUCUAAAUUUUUCUCUUGUAAGAGAGGUCUUAAACAAGGAGACCCCUUAUCACCAAUGCUUUUUAAUAUUGCAGUUGAUGCACUGAAUAAAAUGAUUCACAACAAUGUGGAAGAUGGCCUCCUUUCAAAUCUUGGUAUUAAGUUACCUCUUAAUCAGUUAAGAAUUUUGCAAUUUGCUGAUGAUACUCUUUUAUUCGUUAGAAGUUCUUACAAGGAUAUAUCUGUUUUAAAAACAAUCCUGUACAUCUUUGAGGAGGUAUCUGGUCUGGGAAUAAAUUAUUCCAAGUCUUCCAUUGUAUACUUUGGCAAAAUAUCUACGAGGGGACAAUAUCUUUCAGAACUUCUUUGCUGCAAAAUUGGCACUUUACCAAUCAAAUAUCUUGGUUUACCUCUGCGGUAUGGGAAGCUUAGAAAAACUGACUGGGAACCUCUCUUAGACAAUUUUCAUAAAAAAUUGUCUACUUGGAAGAAGAAUUCUUUGUCUUAUGGAGGGAGGUUAGUCCUUCUUAAUUCAGUUCUUACAUCCAUUCCAUUAUAUUUCAUGUCAUUCUACAAAUUGCCUACUUGGGUUAUCAUUGAGAUUGACAAAAUCAAAAAGAGUUUUCUAUGGUCGGAGAGUUCUCAAAAUAGCAGUUUUAAGUGCUUAGUCAAUUGGAAGAAAGUAUGUUUAAGCAAAUCAGAGGGAGGAUUAGGAGUAAAAGAUAUUCGUGUUUUCAACUGUGCUCUUCUAGCUAAAUGGCUAUGGAAAUAUCUUGAUCCUAAUUCUCAUACUGGUAUUUUCCUUCGUCAACUUUAUAAUCACAGAGGCUCUUUAAUCCAAAUAUUACAUGCUAAUGCUAACAAUUCCUCCUUCUGGAAUACUCUCAUUUCUUUUAAAGAGGAGUUUUUUCAACAUAUUAUUUGGACUAUUGGUUCAGGUGAAAGGAUUAGAUUUUGGGAGGAUAAGUGGAUUGGACAUAACUCAUUAUCUAGUCUUUUUCCUUCUCUUUAUCAGUUGGCAUUAUCAUCAAAUGUGAAUGUUCGUAGUCAAGGCUUUUUUAGAGAUAAUGCUUGGCAUUGGAGCUUAUUGCUAAGAAGAUGUAUUCCUCAUAUGUCUCGUACAGAUAAAUCCAAUCUCUUGAAUCUGAUAGGAAGCUAUCAAAUUUCUACUCAUUCUGAUAUUCCUAUAUGGUCGCUUACAACUAAUGGUAUGUACUCUGUCAAAUCCUUCUAUCAGUUACUCAAUUUCAGAGGCAUUAAAUCACCUUUCUACAAAGUCAUAUGGAAAAAUGCUAUUCCAAGCAAGGUCAGUGUUUUCAUUUGGCUUUUAUCUAUGAACAAACUGCAUACAAAAGAUAACUUACUGAUGAAAGGAUGGCAUGGAGAUUUUAUUUGUAUUUUCUGUGGGUUGGAACCAGAAACAAGAGACCACUUGUUCUUUUCCUGUUGUAGGACUACUCAGGUCUGGGGACAUUUUAAAGAUUAUUAUCUUCCUUUUACAUGGCCAAAUUCUUUUGAUAUUCUUAUGAAAACUAUUGAGAAUCUAAGGGGAGGCACAGGAUAUAUAUGGCGUGGAAUCUUCUCUCACGUUUGCUGGAAUAUUUGGAGUUGUAGAAAUAAAGUUCUGUUUGACAAAGUAAACUUUUCUUCUAAGAUGAUCAUUGAUCAGUCAAUUUUUGGUUUGGUUGAAUGGUCAGGUGUGGGGAAGGGGUUGACAGCAAGGAAAAUAUCUGCCAUGUUGAAGGAUUGUCCAUUACCAAGAGCAAGUGAGUGA